Molecule: messenger RNA, 747 nt
Organism: Sodiomyces alkalinus F11
Lineage: Eukaryota; Fungi; Ascomycota; Sordariomycetes; Glomerellales; Plectosphaerellaceae
Exons: 11
Coding region: 1-747 (248 amino acids)
Source: RefSeq, a predicted model, not a curated record
AUGAGGCGCCUGGCGAUGUUUGGUGCUGCCGAUCGCGGAAAGCAAUAUGUCAUGAGAUGGAUGCAUCACGUCGUCACACCGUUUGAUUACGAAGCAGCCGCCUUAGGCCAGAGGGAAACGGUCGCCUAUGAACGACAUCGGACAUGGCACUUGGGUUUUUCCCAUGUCGUCAAAAAGAUGCACCGGGCGGCGACACACAUUGCGGGUAGCAUGACGGAAGUGGUCCCAUUUCCGCCAAUGAAAACUCCUUGGUCGUAUAUGAUCAUAAUACAACUUGGACCCAACACAAGGGACAAGGGUCCCGGAGAAGGGAACUCUCGACCGGAGAUCUCUCAACCGGAGAUACUCUCGACCGGAGACGCCCAUCCGGAGCGCCUCAGAUCUACUCCAAACCCCAGAAUUUGUAGGGAGGAACGCCAAAGGCUUCCAGCCUUCAUACCCGUUCCGAAUGCAAACCAUUUACGGAUACUGCGUACUUUGUCCAACGAGACUGGUGAACAGAUCAGCCCCUCCCCCAAUCAGGCCCUCCACAAAUCAUUGGCGGGGAAGCCCAUUGGCAGUACUCGAGCCCCCCUCACCCGGUGUUGUCCGUCUUGUCCCAAAUUCCCAACAAACCUCUCCAGGCUUGGCCCCAACUACUUCGUACUUUCGUCCAUACCUCACACCCCCCCUUUCUCAGACAUCAUUCAGAUCGUCGUUCGACCCGCCCUCUUUGUAUUGCCCGUUGCUGCCGCAUGGGACGACUAG